AUGAAUGGACAAAUUUUAUCAAUCUCUCUCGAUUUCGAAGCUCCACCGCCACCACCAUCUGCAUCGUUGACUAAGAGCAAUCAUAUCGUGGCACUAAAGGUGCUUUUCAAGAGCCAGCUGAAACAGUCUCAGGUUGAACAUCAGCUUCGUCGUGAAGUUGAAAUCCAAAGUCAUCUCAGACACCCUAAUAUUUUACGCCUUUAUGGAUACUUCUAUGAUCAGAAACGAGUUUAUUUGAUAUUGGAAUAUGCCGCCAAGGGUGAGCUGUACAAGGAGCUACAGAAGUGUAAAUACUUUAGUGAAAGACGCUCUGCAACUGUGAGUUUCGACACUAUGGUUUUCUUUGUUUGUUUAUCUUCCAUUUGGCUUGUCAUUCUUAUUACAUAUUAUGUUUCGGAACCUUCCAACUUGGAGAGUGUUGAGCAUGAUGCAAGUGUAGACAUAUGGAGCCUUGGUGUCCUCUGCUAUGAGUUCCUUUAUGGGGUUCCACCUUUUGAAGCAAAUUGCUCUAGAAGUAUUUUAAAUUCACUUAGCCUUUGUUGUGGAAGAUGAUUUGGAGCUUUCUCCUCUAUAUUGCAAAUUUUUAAGGGGUUUGAUUGUUAAUUAUUACUACAAUGCUUCAAAUUUUAAUCCUUCAAUCUAUGGGGCAUCACUGCAGAGACCAAGGUUUGUUCCAGGAUUGAUGGAUGGGGAAUGCUUAUUGAUGUUCGAAUAUUUGCUUGACAUAGGCUGAUCAGCUCAUGUUUAAGAGCUUUGCUGUUACAGAUAAGGGAUAAUGAGCAAAUUGAUGGAAGGUUCACCAAAGCAUAUUACCUACUUCUCCAUGGGAUGGGAGAGCACAGGUGUUAUUUGGGAGUAGAGCUUCUCAAGUCUGGCAGUGAAGGAAGUGAAACCACCCUCAAAACCCUUUGGCAUCACACAGAUGCUAUUAUGUGCUGCUCUUUGAAGAGUUUAAAUAACCAGUUAAGCUAAAGAUUUGUCUUGAAUUGGACUUCCAAGAAGAUUUGUACUUCUUGAAACAGAAAUGCCAAUCACAUCCAGAGAUUGCGAAGGUGCUUGAAUUUUUUCAUUUUGUCUGCACAUCCGAGGACAUUAACAAUCUUGCCCAUGCAUUGAUGCUGAAAGAAGCUUUGAACACUGUCAUAUUUCCAGUCAUGGAUGAGGUAAUUAAGGCAGUUUGUGACAUGGCUAAAGCUAAUGCUCAUGUUCCCAUGUUUUCUCGCACUCAUGGGCAGGUAGAUGAAUUUUUUAUUUUAAAAAAUAAUAGAUAUAUAGAUGUUGCACUGCAAUUCAUGAGAGAGAGACUGCUCCAUCUGAUUAGUACCCUUCAUACAUUGGAUCAUCGAGAAUAUGCAUAAUCACUUAAAAAUAACUAAAUAUGAUGACUAAAAGGAAGAAGUGGAGUUGAUGGAAAAAUUACAACUGAUUGGAGGAAAAUGGUUUAUUUACUUCAACUCAAAUUGUUGGGGUAUAUGCUUUGUUGAGUAAAGUUGUAUACUUAACCUGCCUGGCAUAUGGUGGCGCAUGCAAUUGUGUUUGAACAAUGGUUUUAGAGCUAAUAGAGUCAUCAAUAGA
This is a messenger RNA of Camellia sinensis, 1575 nucleotides long. NCBI's taxonomy places the organism in Eukaryota, Viridiplantae, Streptophyta, Magnoliopsida, Ericales, Theaceae. The record is from RefSeq and is a predicted model, not a curated record.